AUUGUGUAAUCCUUAUGCUUUAUCGUAUGAACGAUUGAACAGUUGCAACUUCGUGUCUGCGCGAGGGUAUCAUCAGUUGCCUAACGCAGGCAGAUAGACAAGAGAUGGACGUUGUGUGUAGCUGUUUUGUCAUAAGCCACGGGAACGCUUGCUUUGGUUCGUUCGCUGUCAUAUCUCACCACAAUCCCGUUCUGUACGACAGUGCAUAUCCGAUAAACCAAAUUCAGGACGCACAUCAAGAUCUCCCAGUGGCAAUCAUCGAUUCCCAGGACCUCAGAGAAAGAUUUGUGCGCUUUCGAGUUCUGAUCUUAGGGAGAGCAAACGCAGGCAAAACAACCAUCCUUCAGAAGGUCUGCAACACCAUGGAGUACCCAGGAAUUUACGACAACAAAGGAAACAAGAUCGAUGCUGCCGUCGUGGAAUCCUCGAUCAAGCAUGGAAAUCACGACAUCGAAAACGAAAUGGUGUUCAGAAGCAAUCCCGGUUUCGAAGCGGGCUCUGAAGAAGAAUUUGAGAACAUGAAGAAAUUUAGCUCAGAACCCAUACUACAUGCGACGAAAUUGGAGGAACGAAUUCAUGCUAUCUGGUAUUGUAUUCCGAUGGACGAACAUUGUCGAACAUUCCAGCGGUCGGAAGAGAAGUUCUUGGAAUGCGACACCAGGCACAGUGAGCUUGCAACUUUGUUGUCAUUUGCCAUGCUCGGACUUAAUGAUCAAUCUUCAGUUCCUGUAGUUGUGGUAUUCACCAAAUUCGAAGCUCUGCGUCCAGUUGCGUAUGGAGACAUCAAGAUGCAACUCAAGUGGCAUCUGGAGAAGAACGUUCGAAGAGGGUCUUGGAUCGGUUGUGCAACUCUGAAAAAACAUGCACGUCCCAAGUCCUAUGUACACUUGGAGAGUAUACUAAUAUGAACAACGCUGUAUGACCUGUAGUUCUAAGAAGCAGCUACUAUCAUCGCCCUCGAGUACUCUGCCUUUCUCCCGAUUCGGAAGGACCGCCGGAAGAAUUGGCAGUGCAUCGAGUCUGCCGUGGAC
Molecule: messenger RNA, 1031 nt
Organism: Suillus fuscotomentosus
Lineage: Eukaryota; Fungi; Basidiomycota; Agaricomycetes; Boletales; Suillaceae
Exons: 5
Coding region: 105-908 (267 amino acids)
Source: RefSeq, a predicted model, not a curated record